Molecule: messenger RNA, 726 nt
Organism: Diabrotica balteata
Lineage: Eukaryota; Metazoa; Arthropoda; Insecta; Coleoptera; Chrysomelidae
Source: the annotation of a GenBank genome assembly
AUGGCUUUGAAAGUAAUUAUCUUUGCAUCAUUUUUGGCUUUCGCCAAAGCUGGUAGCUGGGACAGUACAUUAGCACUUCCUGCGGCUCCAGUAGUAUCAGCUUACCAGUCAGCUCCAGUAUUGGCUGCUCCUGCUGUUUCCAAAUCGUAUGUUCAAACCUACACCAGCCACCCAGCACCUGUAGCCCUUGCUGCUCCAGUUGUCGCCAAAUCAGUAGCUCCAGUAGUAUCUGCUUACUCCGCUCCAUUGGCUCUACCAGCUCACGGACCUGUUGUGUCUGCCUACUCUGCCCCAUUAUCUCUACCAAGUCACGGACCUGUUGUGUCUGCCUACUCUGCACCAUUAUCUCUACCAGCACAUGGACCUAUUGUAUCAGCCUACUCAUCUCCAUUGGUAGCUAAAAGCGUAGCUCCACUUUCGUACGCCGCUCAUUCACCAGUUGUGUCCGCUUACUCUUCUCCAGUUGUUUCCGCUUACUCUUCUCCAGUCUUAUCUUCGUACUCAGCUCCAUUGGUCGCCAAAAGCGUAGCUCCUUUAGGAUACUCUGCACAUGCUCCAGUUGUAUCGGCAUAUUCCUCACCAGUUGUGUCUGCCUAUUCAUCACCAAUUGUAGCUAAGAGUGUAUCUCCUUUAGCGUAUGCCUCUCAAGCACCAGUUGCCUAUGCUGGACACGCUGCUCCAGUUCUCUCUGCUUAUUCUGCUGGACCAGUUGUUCAACCUUGGUAA